Messenger RNA from Drosophila bipectinata, 581 nucleotides. Lineage: Eukaryota; Metazoa; Arthropoda; Insecta; Diptera; Drosophilidae. The record is from RefSeq and is a predicted model, not a curated record.
UCUCAGUACAAUCCCACUUCCCUACGGGACAGUACAAAUACUUGGAGACUUCACUACAAUAUUCUAUAAGGAUUUAUACAUAUUGGCAAGAUGAAUAGGGAUAUAGAAACCCGUUCCAUGAUCCUCGGCUGCAAUAUAGAGAAUGCUAGGAACGCGCGGAUAGAGCAAGAGGAGCUGGCACGUCGUAUUGCCAUCUCUCUGAUAAAAUCCCGGGAGUAUAUUGAGGAAGUCAGGAAACUGCAAAUAGAACUGGCAAAACUUAAGAUAGCUGUCAACAAUUCUUUGACCAAUUCGGAAUCGGAAUUACAUGCUCGCCGCCUUUUGAAUAAACUAACAGCAAUUGUAGCCAAUUUGUCAUUGUUAGCUGAGCUCACCCCGGAACUAAUCAGGGAGUUGUUGGCAAGACCGGAUGAAGAAGAUUUGGAUGAACAAGAUUCGAUAGAAGAGCCUACUGGAGAAGAAAAUGUUUCCGAAGAACCUGCUACCGAACAGGAAUAAUCAAUUUGAAUUUUUAUAAUUUCAACUAUGUAUUUUGUUGUUUAAAUUCAAAAUUGUUCAAUAUAUCUAUGAAUCAAAUGGUA